Molecule: messenger RNA, 927 nt
Organism: Sorghum bicolor (sorghum)
Lineage: Eukaryota; Viridiplantae; Streptophyta; Magnoliopsida; Poales; Poaceae
Product: putative nuclease HARBI1
Exons: 1
Coding region: 1-927 (308 amino acids)
Source: RefSeq, a predicted model, not a curated record
AUGCGUAUGAUCUGUUAUGGAGUUGCUGCUGAUGCGACAGAUGAGUAUGUUCGCAUUGCUGAAAGUACAGCGCUGGAUAGCCUGAGACACUUUGUUCGUGCAGUUGUUGAGGUGUUUGGUGAUGUAUACCUGAGACAUCCCAAUGAGGCGGACAUAGCACGCUUACUCGCAAUGGGUGAGAAAAAAGGCUUUCCAGGAAUGCUAGGGUCUAUUGACUGUAUGCACUGGGCGUGGAAGAAUUGUCCUUACGAAAGACAAGGUCAGUACAAGGGGAAGGAGAAGAAGCCCAGUACUAUCGUUUUGGACGCUGUUGCUUCAGAGGACCUUUGGAUAUGGCACGCUUUCUUUGGGAUGCCAGGGUCUCAUAACGACAUCAAUGUUCUCCAUAGAUCUCCUUUGUUUGAUAACCUGGCGGAAGGUAGAGCUCCGGCAGUGAACUUUUCUGUUAAUGGAAAUGACUACAACAUGGGCUACUAUCUUGCAGAUGGUAUAUACCCCGCAUGGGCUACUUUAAUCCAGUCCAUCACUCUUCCUAUCGGUAACAAGAAGCAAUACUUUGCCAAAGCGCAAGAAGCAGCGAGGAAGAUGGUGGAGAGAGCUUUCGGGGUUCUUCAGUCUAGGUUUGCCAUUGUUCGUGGCGGAGCUCGAAUUUGGGACGAAGAGACAUUGGCAUUGAUCAUGAGGGCAUGUGUUAUCAUGCAUAACAUGAUCGUCGAAGACGAAGGAUUCGUGGUCGACCAUACCGAGCAUUUUGAGCACGGAGGUGAGAAUGUCGAGCCUGCUCAUGGAAAGCCUACUCGCACGCUUGAUGAAUAUAUUGCAGCACAUCGGGAGAUUAGAAACAAGGGUACACAUAUUCAGUUGAAAGAAGACCUCAUCGAACACUUGUGGAACAACCAUCCAGAUUUAUACUCGUACAAUAUAUGA